Mya arenaria is the source of this 6287-nucleotide messenger RNA. Its product is annotated as deleted in malignant brain tumors 1 protein-like. NCBI's taxonomy places the organism in Eukaryota, Metazoa, Mollusca, Bivalvia, Myida, Myidae. The record is from RefSeq and is a predicted model, not a curated record. The transcript has 26 exons. Gene Ontology annotation, cellular component: membrane. Bases 199 to 4293 code for a protein of 1364 amino acids.
UACUGAAUUGGAUUGUGCUCUGCCUAAACAUAUUUCAGGUGUUAACCAAAACAUUGAAAUCAAGUGUUUAGUAAAAAGAUGCCACACAAUCUUUAUAGGCUAUAUAAUAGUUAAACUGAGACAUUUGUUCAAUUGCCAUAUUUGUGAUCACGUUAACGAUAUUUAAGAGACACUCUUUGGUCAUAUCUGCUACAUAGAAUGAUGGCAUUGAUUUACCUUUCUAUAGGACUUCUACAGGCGGUUUACCAACUGUGUUCUGCUGCCGCAAUUGAUAUAAGACUGGUUGGUGGCUCAAGCCAGUACAGUGGACGUGUUGAGAUUUUAUUCGACAAUAAAUGGGGUACAGUCUGUGGCGAUAGCUUUUCCGACACAGAUGCCGUCGUUGUGUGCAGGAUGUUGAACUUCCCAUCAGCUGGCGCUCGUGUUAUUGCAAAUCAUGCAAGCUACCCAACUGCGCCAGCCCAGAUAUGGCUUGACGAUGUUGGCUGUGCAGGAUCUGAGCAGAGCAUCGCUGAUUGUUCUCAUCGCAUGCCAUGGGGCUCACAUAACUGUAACCAUGACGAUGAUGUGGGUGUUGUCUGCUCCUCAACUGCCGCCAUUAAUAUAAGAUUGGUUGGUGGCUCAAGCCAGUACAGUGGACGUGUCGAGAUUUUUAUCAACGAGAUGUGGGGUACAGUCUGUGGCGAUAGCUUUUCCGACACAGAUGCCGUCGUUGUGUGCAGGAUGUUGAACUUCCCAUCGAUUGGGGCUCGUGUUAUUGCAAAUCAUGCAAGCUUCCCAAUUGCGCCAGCCCAGAUAUGGCUUGACGAUGUUGGCUGUACAGGAUCUGAGCAGAGCAUCGCUGAUUGUUAUCAUCGCAUACCAUGGGGCUCACAUAACUGUAACCAUGACGAUGAUGUGGGUGUUGUCUGCUCCUCUACUGCCGCCAUUGAUAUAAGACUGAUUGGUGGCUCAAGCCAGUACAGUGGACGUGUCGAAAUUUUUAUCAACGAGAUGUGGGGGACUGUCUGUGCCGAUAGCUUUUCCGACACAGAUGCCGUCGUUGUGUGCAGGAUGCUGAACUUACCAUCAGCUGGUGCUCGGGCUUAUACAAAUAUCGCAAGCUAUCCAACUGCACCAGCCCAGAUAUGGCUUGAUGAUGUUGGCUGUACAGGAUCUGAGCAGAGCAUCGCUGAUUGUACUCAUCGCAUGCCAUGGGGCUCACAUAACUGUAACCAUGACGAUGAUGUGGGUGUUGUGUGCUCCUCAACGGCCGACAUAAAUAUAAGACUGGUUGGUGGUUCAAGCCAGUACAGUGGACGUGUUGAGAUUUUAAUCAACGAGAAGUGGGGUACAGUCUGUGACGAUAGCUUUUCCGACACAGAUGCCGUCGUUGUGUGCAGGAUGCUGAACUUUCCAUCAGCUGGCGCUCGUGUUAUUGCAAAUCAUACAAGCUACCCAACUACGCCAGCCGAGAUAUGGCUUGAUGAUGUUCAGUGUACAGGAUCUGAGCAGAGCAUCGCUGAUUGUUAUCAUCGCAUACCAUGGGGCUCACAUAACUGUAACCAUGACGAUGAUGUGGGUGUUGUCUGCUCCUCUACUGCCGCCAUAAAUAUUAGACUGGUUGGUGGCUCAAGCCAGUACAGUGGACGUGUCGAGAUUUUAAUCAACGAGAAGUGGGGUACAGUCUGUGACGAUAGCUUUUCCGACACAGAUGCCGUCGUUGUGUGCAGGAUGCUGAACUUUCCAUCAGCUGGCGCUCGUUUUAUUGCAAAUCAUGCAAGCUACCCAACUGCGCCAGCCCAGAUAUGGCUUGACGAUGUUGGCUGUACAGGAUCUGAGCAGAGCAUCGCUGAUUGUUAUCAUCGCAUGCCAUGGGGCUCACAUAACUGUAACCAUGACGAUGAUGUGGGUGUUGUCUGCUCCUCAACCGCCGCCAUUAAUAUAAGACUGGUUGGUGGCUCAAGCCAGUAUAGUGGACGUGUCGAAAUUUUAAUCAACGAGAAGUGGGGUACAGUCUGUGACGAUAGCUUUUCCGACACAGAUGCCGUCGUUGUGUGCAGGAUGCUGAACUUUCCAUCAGCUGGUGCUCGGGCUUAUACAAAUAUCGCAAACUAUCCAACUGCACCAGCCCAGAUAUGGCUUGAUGAUGUUGGCUGUACAGGAUCUGAGCAGAGCAUCGCUGAUUGUUAUCAUCGCAUGCCAUGGGGCUCACAUAACUGUAACCAUGACGAUGAUGUGGGUGUUGUGUGCUCCUCAACGGCCGACAUAAAUAUAAGACUGGUUGGUGGCUCAAGCCAGUACAGUGGACGUGUUGAGAUUUUAAUCAACGAGAAGUGGGGUACAGUCUGUGACGAUAGCUUUUCCGACACAGAUGCUGUCGUUGUGUGCAGGAUGCUGAACUUUCCAUCAGCUGGCGCUCGUGUUAUUGCAAAUCAUACAAGCUACCCAACUACGCCAGCCGAGAUAUGGCUUGAUGAUGUUCAGUGUACAGGAUCGGAGCAGAGCAUCGCUGAUUGUUAUCAUCGCAUACCAUGGGGCUCACAUAACUGUAACCAUGACGAUGAUGUGGGUGUUGCCUGCUCCUCAACCGCCGCUAUAAAUAUAAGACUGGUUAGUGGCUCAAGCCAGUACAGUGGACGUGUCGAGAUUUUCAUCAACGAGAAGUGGGGUACAGUCUGUGACGAUGGCUUUUCCGACAAAAAUGCCGUCGUUGUGUGCAGGAUGUUGAACUUUCCAUCAGCUGGCGCUCGUGUUAUUGCAAAUCAUACAAGCUACCCAACUCCGCCAGCGCAGAUAUGGCUUGACGAUGUUCGUUGUACAGGAUCUGAGCAGAGCAUCGCUGAUUGUUAUCAUCGCGUGCCAUGGGGCUCACAUAACUGUAACCAUGACGAUGAUGUGGGUGUUGCCUGCUCAUCAACCGCCGCCAUUAAUAUAAGACUGGUUGGUGGCACAAGCCAGUACAGUGGACGUGUCGAGAUUUUAAUCAACGAGAAAUGGGGUACAGUCUGUGGCCAUAGCUUUUCCGACAAAAAUGCUGUCGUUGUGUGCAGAAUGCUGAAGUUACCAUCAGCUGGCGCUCGGGCUUAUACAAAUCUCGCAAGCUAUCCAACUGCACCAGCCCAGAUAUGGCUUGACGAUGUUCGGUGUACUGGAUCUGAGCAGAGCAUCGCUGAUUGUUAUCAUCGUAUGCCAUGGGGCUCACACAACUGUAACCAUGACGAUGAUGUGGGUGUUGUGUGCUCCUCUAGUCGGCCUAUACGACUUGUUCCGUUCGAUGGAGUUGCAUACGAAGGACAAUUCCAGUUUUUGGAUGGCAAUGAGUGGCUGAGCAUUACAAAUCGUACAUCAAAAGUGACGGCGAAAACAAUUUGUGAACUUCUUGGAUUUGGGUAUGUAGGAUCAUAUUUUGGGCAAGAGAACCUGCUCCCAGGUGCAGAAUAUUUUUCAAUAGACUGUAACGGAACGGAGACAGAUAUAUCACAAUGUAAGUGGACAAGAGAAAAUAAUGACGAAGAAUAUGGAACAUUGGGCCUUUCUUGUUCAGAUUAUGAAAUAACGGAUGUCCGACUAGAUGGUGUGUCCGGUGACACCGGUCUUAUGGAAGUAUUUGUUAACAACAAUUGGCGGACAGUUUGUGAGGUUGGCUUUACCAAUUACACUGCUGAUCUUAUAUGCCGAGAUCUUGGAUUCAGCAAAGCAAAAUGGUAUAAGCAUAAUCUAGAAUCAAACCAAGUGAACAAUGAAAAUAACAUCGGGUCAUUGAUUUGCAACCAAGGUGACAUAUUAUUACGGGAUUGUGAAAUUAUCCCUAUGGCAUAUUAUUCUUAUGGACCUGGUGAAUUUGAUGAAUGUGUUGGCAACAGAGUGACUAUUGCAUGUUCGAAAGUACCUGCAGAUGAGCCAAUCAUCAAUGAGGGUGUGGACAUUUAUCUAGUUGUUAUUCCGACGGCCAUCAGUUGCUUUAUUGUGUUAUGUCUUCUUGUUGGUGGACUGGUGUAUUGCAAGCGGACAGGUACACUGUGUUUUCCGCAUCGACAGCAAAAUGCCAAUAAUUUAAGUGACAGACCGAAUUUGCAGAAUGAAACACAAUAUGGAAGAUAUUCGGCUGUGCCAGUCUCUAUUACCAAAGAUGAUUGCAAAGAUAGCGAUGAAGCGAAUGCGACAAUUGAUAGAAAUAAUGCACUUGAAAUACCUAUGCAGACCUUUCAUGAUCAACACCAAGACAAAAAGGGAAAUGGAGAGGAAAGGAACGAUUCGGACAUCAGAAUUGUUGCCAACCACAAUCAUGAUGGUGCAGAGGGCAGUGAAUAAUUGGCAAAGAUAAGGAAAGCAGAAUGUAUGUAUUCCAUAUGGCUUUGGCUACUGGCAAACGGUGCAAAAGUUAAUAUUGAUGAUAAUGAUGAACCAGGAAUACGCCUGCAGACAAAUUCUGUUCAACUCGAACAUGCAAUAAGAGUGCAAUAAAAUGGACAGCUUAGAUGUGACACACAACAUUUAUGCAAAGAGUAGUGAAAAAUAAAAGCAAAUAUUAGGAAGGCAGAAUUUAUGCAUUCUUGAUGGCGAUGCCCCCCACCAUCCCAUGCAAAAAUGACUAGAAGAGGGCUAUAUCAUCAGAAACUAUUCUUAUUAGGCCAGUGAUUUUAAUAGCUUACUUAUGAACACAGAAACUCAAAUAUUUUAUCUUUUGUGUCAUAUGUUCUGCAUGUUUGUGUAUUUAUUGUUGAAAUUGUGUCCGCAGUAUCACUUUCGUUAUGGGAUUGUUUAUAUAUAGACCUGGAUAAAACAUUUCAUAGCAGAUUUUGUAAACAUUCACUAAGAAGCCAAUGACCAAAGAGCGGUCAUCUGAAACAUAUUUAACAAGUUAGCGAACAUAGUUGUAUCCUUCUGCAUUUAAUUGUCACGAAAACUUUAACUAAAUGGUCGAGAUGAAAUACAACCAAUCAACCAAUGCUGGCCACAUACGUUUGCGAAGUAUGUAGAGCUUAACAUAAUACCCUGCAUUGUUGUAUUGAAACGUUUUUUGUACAUCAUGUAGUGACACGUAUACGUACAUUGCAUUGACUCGUCUACGUACAACAUGCAGUGACACGUAUACGUACAUUGCAUUGACUCGUCUACGUACAACAUGCAGUGACACGUAUACGUACAUCAUGUAUUGAUUCGUCUACGUACAUUGCAUUGACUUGUUUUCGUACAUCAUGUAGUGACACGUACAUGUACAUUGUAUUGACUCGUCUACGUUCAACAUGAAGUGACACGUACACGUACAUUGUAUUGACUCUUCUACGUACAACAUGCAGUGACACGUAUGCGUACAUUGUAUUGACUCGUCUACGUUCAUCAUGUAGUGACACGUAUACGUACAUUGUAUUGACUCGUCUACGUACAACAUGCAGUGACACGUACACGUACAUUGUAUUGACUCGUCUACGUUCAUCAUGUAGUGACACGUAUACGUUCAUUGUAUUGACUCGUCUACGUUCAUCAUGUAGUGACACGUAUACGUGAAUUGUAUUGACUCGUUACGUACAUCAUGGAAUAACACGUACACGAAAAUUGUAUUGACUCGUCUACGUACAUCAUGAAGUGAAACCUACACGUUCAUUGUAUUGACUCGUCUUCGUACAUCAUGUAGUGACACGUAUACGUACAUUGUAUUGACUCGUAUACGUACAUCAUGUAGUGACACCAAUACGUACAUUGUAUUGACUCGUCUACGUUCAUCAUGUAGUGACACGUACACGUACAUUGUAUUGACUCGUCUACGUACAUCAUGUAGUGACAAGUAUACGUACAUUGUAUUGACUCGUCUACGUACAUCAUGUAGUCACACGUAUACGUACAUUGUAUUGACUCGUCUACAUACAUCAUGUAGUGACACCUACACGUUCAUUGUAUUGACUCGUCUACGUACAUCAUGUAGUGACACGUAUACGUACAUUGUAUUGACUCGUCUACGUACAUAAUGGAAUAAAACGUAUAUGUGCGGAUGCUACAAGCUAAUGAUACAAUUAACACAAUGAUAUGGUGCCUUACUAACUAUAGCUGUGUUUUACUUCACCAUAACAUUACAAUUUGUGAUAAUGCUUACCUUUACUCGGAUAACUUUGUUUAAUUGCAUAGUAUAUACAUCGUUAAGAUAAUGAAAUGAAGUUGUAACCUAUUUUUAGCUGAAUAUAUACAUAUAUAAAAGAAAACAUAUACAUUUGUAACAUUUUCAUGCACACCCAACCUGUGAUGCAUUAUAAACAUAGUUGUAAAUAAUUUCUUCUGAAUUAAAUGGGAAUAAAAAUACCUUAAAUGUU